AAUAGGAAACUUGUAUUUCCAUUUUCCCUCUUUGACAGGGAACGCAACUUUAGCUUGUCGUUGUCGUGAAGUAGCUAGUCAGCUAUGCUAACCUGUUAGUACUGACAUCUGUUUUCAGAUUACCACCCACAAUAAUUAUGUCUUUUAAACGCGAAGGUGAUGACAAGAGUCAGUUGAACAUCUUGAAGAAACGACGAGUGGCAGAUCUUCUGUCUAAUUUUAUUCCAGAAGAUGAAGCAGGUCUUAUGAAUAAUGGAAGAUACACUUGCCUUGUGUGCUCCUACCGUCCGGUGUUUGACACGGUCGACACGCUGACAGUCCACAGAAACGGGAAAAGGCAUCUCGAAGGAUUAAAAGCAUUCUAUGGCAAGAAAGCACGGCUGAAGAAUGAAAUUGCAAAAAGGCGCCAUGAAGACUACGUCCAGGCUGAAGACACGAGGCAGGAACCUUCCAGUUCAGCUCCUUUACUGGAACAAACGCGGAAGCUUACACAUCAUGCUUUAUUGAAGACUGUACCAUAUAACAGCUGCCACACAAAAACCAGUACAAAAUGUGAAAAGGGAGCGCUGAGGGUCGGCUCAGAUCCCAGACACAACUCUUCCAGCAAAGCGGCUUCUGAAGAAGACGAAGCGUGUCGGAAAGCUGAAGUUUCAAACGGUUUAUCACAAAGCACUUCGAGUGGCUGCACAGCAGUCGAUGAAGAGUCACUUGCAGACAUUGAAGGACCAGCGGCUGCAGAGACACAAGAGGCCGAGCCGAUCACAGCGCAGAGGAGGAGAGAGCUGGAGCACUACCUCAAGCUGAAAAGUGAUGGAUGGUUGCGGGACCGGAGCGGCCAGUGGGUGAGAGACGAGGAUGUGGAGUUUGAUUCAGAUGAGGAGGAGCCGACUUCGCUGGCCCCUCUGGUUACAAGUCACUGCGAGGACUAAGAACUAUGGGACAACAGAGUGACAUGCAUCACAGUGGGACAUUCAGAGGCCACGUGCUGUUUGAAACAGCCGGAGCUCCACGUGCAAAUAAAUGGUGUUCCUGAGCUGAUUCUACAGCAGCUGCGUCACUUCCUGGUUGUAACAGAAGCCUGCUGGUAACCAGUGAUCAUCAGCUGUUCAUAGUGUUAUUUUACUUAGUUUACUGUCACUCUUAACCUGCUGACUGUUUGUUACUGCUUUUUGUUUCUACAUUGAACAUCAAGCACAUUUUAAACUAUUAAACUUUCAACAGAGAAUAAUA
Molecule: messenger RNA, 1230 nt
Organism: Cottoperca gobio
Lineage: Eukaryota; Metazoa; Chordata; Actinopteri; Perciformes; Bovichtidae
Gene: scnm1
Product: sodium channel modifier 1
Exons: 8
Coding region: 138-929 (263 amino acids)
Biological process (GO): RNA splicing
Cellular component (GO): nucleus
Source: RefSeq, a predicted model, not a curated record